Molecule: messenger RNA, 2503 nt
Organism: Meloidogyne enterolobii
Lineage: Eukaryota; Metazoa; Nematoda; Chromadorea; Rhabditida; Meloidogynidae
Source: the annotation of a GenBank genome assembly
AAUGAAAUCCUUAACGGGAUCCUCUGACUUUUUAAUUGAUGUUGAAAAACAAGAAAGUCUUCUAGAUUCUGCAUUGAAAAUAGUCAAAAAUGAAUCUUUUGAAAUGAAAAGGUCUUUGGAUCAAAAUGAAUUAAUGGAUGCACUCAAACAUGCUGUGCAGAUGAUUUGUGAAUUGAGAACGUCAAUUUUAAUGCCAAAAUUUUACUACAGACUUUAUAUUGACGUUACUAACGAACUUCAACACUUUUUAACAUUUUUAACGGAUCGUUAUUUGGGUGAAGAACAAAAAUUUUCGGUUGCAGAAUUAUACGAGACUGUGCAAUAUACAGGAAAUAUUGUUCCAAGAUUAUAUCUUCUAAUAACUGUUGGCGUUGUCUACAUAAAAUCGGGCGAAUCUCCUUCCACAGACAUUCUUCACGAUUUGGUUGAGAUGUGUAGAGGAGUUCAACACCCUUUGAGAGGAUUAUUUCUUCGUAAUUAUUUAUUGACUUCCACAAAAGAAUUUAUACCCGACAAACCUCCACCUACCCUUUCUCUUUUACAAAAUAAAAAUAGAAAUUCAAUGAAUGAAGAUUUUGGUGAGGAUGAAGAAGAAAAUAAAUUGGAAGAUGUGGAGGAAGAAACGACUACUUGUGGGGAUGUUCGUGAUGCAAUAGAUUUUAUUAUGGUUAAUUUUGCUGAAAUGAACAAACUUUGGGUUCGGAUGCAACAUCAGGGGCCUAGCCGUGAGAGUGAAAAACGUGAACGUGAGCGCCGUGAAUUGCGUAUUCUUGUUGGAACUAAUUUAGUUCGUCUAUCACAACUACAAAAUCUUGAAUUGAGUCUAUAUCGUCAAAUUGUACUUCCCGGCAUUUUAGAACAAUCAGUUUCUUGUAGAGAACCAAUAUCUCAAGAAUAUUUAAUGGAAUGUGUUAUACAGGUUUUUCCAGAUAAUUUUCAUUUGGCAACUUUAAACGAAUUUUUGGAUGCUUGUGGAGAAUUACAUUCAAAUGUUAAAAUAAAAAAUAUUUUGGGACCACUUAUAGAACAUUUAACAUCUUUUGCAAUGACAGAAGAAAAUAGCUUGCCCCAAGAUAAUAAUCUCUUUAAUUUAUUUUCUAAACAUAUUGACAAAAUGGUUGAAUCUCGUAGUCAAAUGCCUUUUGAUGAAAUUAUUUCUAUACAGAUCGCCCUUCUGAGUUUAGCUUUGAAUUGUUAUAGAGAUCGUCCAGAAUUGGCUGACACAGUUUACUCAACAACAAUUCAAAUUGUAGAAAGACGAAAUAUUCAAAAUAUUUUGGCAAAUUCUUUAAUUGGACGCGAAUUAACAAAAUUACUUAAAUUACCUAUUGAAAACUAUAAUAAUAUUAUUGAAUUAUUGGCUUUGGAAUCUUAUUCAAAUAUUUUACAAUUAUUAGACAUUUAUGGACAAAGGAAAAUUGCAGCAUUUAUUAUUGAAAAUGCUUUAGAAAAUAAUACAUUAAUUGAAUGUGAAGAGCAUUUGGAUAAGUUAUUCUCUUUAAUUGAAUCUCUUUUAAUUGAUACACCAACAAAUAAUGACGAUAUUAUUCAACAAAAAACUUCUUUAUUAAAAUUAAAUGGUGGAGGAGGAGGACAAAACAAUAACGAUGAAAUAAAUAAUUUUAAUUUAAAUGAACAAAAAGAUUUUGAAGAACAACAAAUUUUGGUAGCCCGAUUAAUUCAUUUAAUACAAAGUGAACAUGUUGAAAUACAUUUUAAGUUGCUCAAUAAAAUGCGUAAAGUAUUUGGAUCUGGUGGAAAUGUUCGUCUACGUUAUACUUUGCCUCCAACAAUUUUUGUUGCUCAUAAAUUUGUACUUAAAAUUGAAGAAAUGAGAGAACAAAUUGAGAAUUUUGACUCAAGAUGUUCAAAAAUUUUUCAUUUUUGUAUUAAUACAAUAAAUGCGUUGAGACAACAAGCAGAAAGGCCAGCAUUAGCUCUCAGAUUUUAUUUACAAGCGUUCUCUGUUUAUGAAGAGGAAAUAUCAGAAAGUAGAGAACAAGUACAAUCUCUUACAUUACUUAUUGCUACAAUUACACAAAUAAAAAGUUUAGUUGAUGAAUCACAUGAACCUUUAAGAAAUCAAUGUGCUUUAUACGCUUCUAAAUUAUUAAAAAGGCCUGAUCAAGCACAAAUGAUAUGUCUUGUUGCGAGGGUUUUUUGGUAUUCUAGAGUGUCCGAUUUGGGCGGUGAAUGUAAAAAAGAUGGUGUACGUACAGCAGAAUGUUUAAAAAAGGCGACCAAAAUUGCAUCACAAUGUAUGGAAGAAUUAAUGCAGUGUAGCUUAUUUAUGCAUAUUUUGCUUGUUAAAAUACACUUUUUUGAAGAAAAAUGUUUUGAGGUUACCCGUCAAAGUAUAGAAGAAUUAAUUUUGCGUUUGAGAGAAGCACUUGUUCAAAUGGAUCCACAAAAUGAAGUUGACCAAAUAUCUGAGAAAUUGGAGAUGGCAAUUGAACGUUUUAAACAUUUAUGUAAACAAAGGGAAGAAACUGAGGAAGAUUAA